This is a messenger RNA of Xiphias gladius (swordfish), 2661 nucleotides long. RefSeq names its product diacylglycerol O-acyltransferase 1a (gene dgat1a). Gene Ontology annotation, molecular function: diacylglycerol O-acyltransferase activity. The transcript has 17 exons. The record is from RefSeq and is a predicted model, not a curated record. Gene Ontology annotation, biological process: triglyceride biosynthetic process. Bases 161 to 1795 code for a protein of 544 amino acids. NCBI's taxonomy places the organism in Eukaryota, Metazoa, Chordata, Actinopteri, Istiophoriformes, Xiphiidae. Gene Ontology annotation, cellular component: endoplasmic reticulum membrane.
GCAAUAGCGGGGAUGAACCGCCUUCUUUAGUGCCAUGACUCGGGACGCUACCCAGUAGGCGCUUAUUGGAAAGCUGGGGAGGGAAACAGAAAGAAUCGGGUGGUAGUAGUUUGACCAGCGAUGGCAGGCAGGUAAAAACUGCGCGACUGAAGCCGCUGAAAUGAGCGACAGAGCCGAGACAAGAGGGCCCUUAACCCGCCGGAGGAGGACGACCAUCUCCGGCGUUGGUGGCGGCGGCGGCGGCGGAGGAGGAGGAGGAGGAGGAGCGGUCGGCGUGAAGCAAGCCAACGGCACCAAGUGGCACGAUGCAGGGGAGAGACCUCCGCACUAUCCCGCCAAAGCCAAAACAGAGGACGAGGUGCACAGGCAUGCAAGUAACAACGGCAAGGUGGGCAGAGAGACGGGGAUGUCAGGGCAGCAGCAGCAGCAGCAGCAGCAGCAGCAGCAGCUCCUCACAAACAGUCCGCGGAAACAGAGGAGUGCAGUGGAAGAUAUCAACGAGAGACUCAGCUGUCACGUCCUCCAGGAGUCUCUCUUGAGCUCGGCCAGCGGCUACAGCAACUACAGAGGAAUCCUCAACUGGUGUGUCGUCAUGCUGGUGCUGAGUAAUGCACGUCUCUUCUUGGAGAACAUCAUAAAGUAUGGCAUCUUGGUAGACCCUAUCCAAGUGGUGUCUCUCUUCUUAAAGGACCCCUAUAGCUGGCCAGCAGCUUGCCUCAUCAUUGCGUCAAAUGUGUUCAUUUUAGCAGCCUUGUACACAGAGAGACGUCUGGCUGUUGGUACCAUUUCCAAAACUACGGGACUAAUCCUUCACAUGUUUAACCUGACAUCCAUGUUGAUCUUUCCUUCAGUCACAGUACUCACUGUGAGCUCCAUGACCCCAGUGGGUGGUGUGCUCUCCCUAGGUGUCUACACAGUGCUGUUUCUGAAGCUGUACUCCUACCAAGAUACCAACAGGUGGUGUAGAGAACUCAGACAAGCCAAAGCCAAAAGAAUGACACGGUCAUGUUCGUGUCCGUCCGUGGCCCAGUCCAAUGGUUCAGCAGCUCAUUCUCAUGUCUCCUACCCAGGCAACCUCACCCACAGAGACAUGUACUACUUUGUCUUUGCCCCAACUCUCUGCUACCAGCUCAACUUCCCACGGUCACCUCGAAUACGUAAAAGCUUCCUGAUGAGAAGACUUUUUGAAAUGCUUUUCUUCAUGCAGCUGCUGGUGGGACUAAUACAGCAGUGGAUGGUUCCCACUAUACGGAACUCAAUGAAACCAUUCCAGGAAAUGGACUUUUCUAGGAUGGUGGAGCGCCUGUUGAAACUAGCCGUCCCUAACCAUCUGAUAUGGUUAAUAUUCUUCUACUGGUUUUUCCACUCCUCUAUGAACUUUGUGGCAGAGCUGCUGCAGUUUGGAGACAGAGAGUUCUACAGGGACUGGUGGAACUCUGAGACUGUCACUUAUUUCUGGGCCAACUGGAAUAUCCCAGUGCAUAAAUGGUGCCUCAGACACUUCUAUAAGCCAAUGUUGAGGAAGGGGAUCAACAAGUUUCUGGCUCAAACCGCUGUCUUCCUGGUGUCUGCCUUCUUCCAUGAGUACCUGGUGAGCGUUCCUCUGAAGAUGUUCAGACUCUGGGCCUUUAUGGGAAUGAUGGCUCAGGUCCCUCUGGCUUGGUUUGUGGGUCGCUUCCUGAACGGAAACUAUGGAAAUGCAGCUGUGUGGAUCUCGCUCAUCAUUGGCCAGCCUGUCGCUGUGCUGAUGUAUGUCCAUGACUACUAUGUCAUUCAUUACGGGAGCACCACAUAGUACUGGACGAAUGCACACGCACACAGACACACACACACCAGCCCGCAGUGAGUGAAUGUAGAGGAAGUUAAGGCGACAGUUACGCUAAUAUGAACCUGUCAGUAAACCGCAGCAACAGCAGGAAAAUUUUCUUGACUUUUGCGUUUUUUUGCACUUAAGAGAAAUAGACUACAGUAUAUCGGGAACGUAUUCUAACAACAUGACAAGUGCUUGAUUCAAAGCAAUAUUCCACUUUGGUAUGACAUACACCUUUUGUGGUCUGCUGCUAGUAUUAGCAAACCUCCGGAGCCGCCAUCACUCUCAUCCCUCAUUAUCGGUUUCUGGCGCAGGAUGUUUAAGCUCUAAACACUUCAUCCUGGACCCAAAGUGAAAUAGCAGUUGGAUUUCUGUUAUUUGAAUUGAUCCUCAACUCUUUUCUUAGUAGUACAAUUUUAUCAAAAACAAAAGAAAAUGUGUGGUGCUAAGUUUUCCUAGAGUGGCCGAUUUAUUGGUGGUUGAUGAUCCAUGAGCUCACACAGAGGUUAGGUGCCCUGAACGAAACUGUCCUGGUUAAGCUUUAACAAUUUCUUGAAAUUCAAAAGCAUUUUAAUGCAUUCAAAAGUGGAAAGACGGCUUUCAGCCAAGCACCACUCCUGAGCUGUGGAUGUUUAAAAAUGCACACGCUGUCCUGUGCAGCAAAUAUGAGCCACUGUCGCGUGAGCACAAGCCAGAACAGGAUCCUGCCUCCAUAGAGCCAAUAUGAAAAUGUUUUUUCUAUAUUAGUGGUGGAGAAUUUGCUCUUUUCUUGUAUCCAAAGGCAACAGAGAAAUUGUACACACAGUGAGUUUGUACAUGUAUUCUGUGUGUGUGUGUGUGUGUGUGGGUGU